Messenger RNA from Metarhizium album ARSEF 1941, 666 nucleotides. RefSeq names its product ankyrin repeat domain containing protein. The record is from RefSeq and is a predicted model, not a curated record. Gene Ontology annotation, molecular function: protein binding. The transcript is spliced from 3 exons. Bases 1 to 666 code for a protein of 221 amino acids. NCBI's taxonomy places the organism in Eukaryota, Fungi, Ascomycota, Sordariomycetes, Hypocreales, Clavicipitaceae.
AUGCCCGCCGACGAAGAGGUACACGAGGGCGCCUCGACCAAAGAGCUCCUCAUCGAAGCCUGCCGCCGCAACAACACCGACCUCCUCGCCGACCUCCUCGCCGGCAGGCCCGACGCCGAGAUCACCGCCCUCCUCAACACCACCACCACCGUCAUGGGCAACCACCUGUACCACGAGGCCGCCUCGCACGGCAACUACGAAGUCAUCGACCUCCUCCUCGACCAGCCCUCGUUCGAGUGCGACCCCGUCAACCGCCUCGAGGGCGACACGCCGCUCCACUCGGCCGUGCGCUGGCUCAACGCCGAGCCCCCCGCCCAGCGGGCCUUCGGCAAGGCCCUCGUCGAGAUGAUGCUCGAGGCCGGCUCGAACCCCCGCGUCAGGAACAAGGGCGGCCUGACGGCCCUGCAGCUCGUCGACCCGCGCAACCUCGAGCUGCGCCAGCUCAUACAGCAGCACGAGUACACGAACCAGAAUGCGGGCGACUUUGUCACCGUCGACGCGGCGCCGGCGAACAAGACGGACGGGGGGGGCCGUGCGGCGGCCGUGGGGCACGAGGGUGAAGGCGACGGCGACGGAGACGACGACGACGACGACGCCGAGUUCAGCGGGAGUGACGAGGAGGAGAGGGCCGAGUGGGAGAGGAGGAGGCGGGACAAGCGGAGAUGA